Messenger RNA from Emiliania huxleyi CCMP1516, 751 nucleotides. RefSeq lists its product as hypothetical. NCBI's taxonomy places the organism in Eukaryota, Haptophyta, Isochrysidales, Noelaerhabdaceae. The record is from RefSeq and is a predicted model, not a curated record. Gene Ontology annotation, molecular function: ATP hydrolysis activity; nicotinamide-nucleotide adenylyltransferase activity. Gene Ontology annotation, cellular component: cytoplasm; nucleus. The transcript has 4 exons. Bases 53 to 751 code for a protein of 232 amino acids.
UCGCGCGCCGGGUACCGCCUCCGCCCUCUUGCCGCUUCGCCUCUAAACCCACAUGCGACCGCGGCGGACGUCGACCCGCCUCGUCCUCACCGCCGCUGCGCUCGGCGUCCGCGCUGCAAGCACCGCUCUUCCUGCGGACGCGCUCCGCCUGGCGUCGUCGCUCUACAUGCUCAGCUCGCCGCCGCAGCUUGUGGCGCUCGUGACUGGCGGCGGCGCGCAGCUCGCACCGUGGCUCCUCGCGACGCCCGGCGCGUCCAACUCCAUCCUCGAGUUCUCCGUGCCGUACGCAAAGGCGUCGCUCGCCGCCGUCCUGGGCCACGACCCGCCGCAGUCGGUCAACGCCGCAGUGGCCGAGAGCAUGGCCGAGCGGGCGUAUGAGCGGUCGGUGGCGCUCGGCGGCGGCGAGCGCUCGGUCGGGCUUGGUUGCACCGCCGCGCUCCGCUCCGAGCCGAUGCGGCGUGGGGAGCACCGCUGCUACAUCGCCGUGCGCUCGGCUGCAGGCGUGCACUGCCUCGCUCUUACCCUUGCUAAGGGCGCGCGGAGUCGCGAGGCGGAAGACGCGGUGGUCGCGCGGGCGGCCCUCGCCACCCUCGCGCGCGCGUGCGGCGUCGACCCUCCGCCGCUUCCGGGCGGCGGUCCGUUUUGGAAGCUGGCAGCGGCCGUCCUAGAAGCGAGCGACGAUCCUCUGGCGCCGGAGGUGGCGGCGCGCCUCGACGCGGAGCACGCGGACGAGACGUUUGUGGCCACUUAA